AAGAGAGAGGAAGGGAGGGAGGGAGGGAGAGAGAAUAUGGUUUCAAGAAAUUUAGCGUUUGUAUAAAUUUUUAAUUAUUUUUCUUAUAAUCAACUAAAUGCAUGUAAUGAAAAUUCAUUUAUGUUUGAACACAAAAAAGGAAUAUAGAUUUCGACAUAAUAAAGGAGGAUAAAAAGCAUAUUUUCUGCUCCUAUUUUUACAAAUAUUUUCACGAUCUCUUAAGAUUAUUAAAAAUUAUAGCCAAUUCUUAAGAAUACUUAUAAAACAAAGAUAUGAAAUAAAGACUUUUUUUUAGUGAUACUGCGUUAUAAAAUUAUUACAAAUACGUCAGAGGCUUCGUGGUAUUUUUUGGAAUAUUAAAAGUUGCUCAAUUUGUCUGACCGCUUUUUGAUUUCUUUCAGCAUGAUUCGUCGAUUUUUGCGCAAACCACAUCAUGCGUCACCAAUGUAGUUUACAUUUUUCUUAACUCUUUGAGUAUUUGAAUCAAAGAGAUUCGAUUCAAUUCGAUUCAAUUUGAUUCGAUUUGAUCUCAUAAACUGCUUAGUUCACACACCUGCUCGGGACGUUUCGGUUAGUGCGUGUGCGUGCAACAAUCCAAAAGAUUCAUCACUUCGGAAAUACAGACGAGUCGUGUCUUAUAAGGAUACGAGCAAUUUUUAACAUUUACAAAAAGCGCGAUAUGCUAUUUCUCGGUAAGAGACGUGCCAGGGUGGAGAGAGCAUGAUGCGUGGCCAAUUGUUAAUUGACGCGUUAACCAAAUUCCAUGCAAGGAAAUUCUGGCGAUGCCAGACGCGAGGCGGAUCCGACGCCCGCCUACGCGUACACAUUUAAAUUCGGUUUUAUUUCUUUUUUCAUUUUUUUUUUUUAUGACGCCAGCUCAUUCCGGGUGUGGGAACAUUCGGAUCAUCUUGCCGUGACCGUGAGAUCAGUUGUCCUUUUCUUUCCCCUUCUCCUCUCGUCUUUGUCAAGUCCCUAAUGCGUAGCAUUUACGACGAUACAACUUGCGAAAUCGUGAUUUUCACGAUGAUAAUGUUAUUAUCGCGAUCGGCAUAUGUACCUCACCGCGGCCCUCGUUGAUUCGAAAAUCUCUCGAUGGAUUUAUUGAAAUUUAUCUGACACCUCUCUCGCAUAGAUAAGUAAUCCUAUACACACCGUGGAAUUAAUUAGAUAGCCAUCUCCGCACUUUCUUUUAUAUACUUACAUUCUUUCGACAGCUUAGGGCGUCUAUAUAUUCCGAAGUUGAACGAAAAGUUAAGUCUCUCCGCUAAAAAGAAAGUCUACUAUAAUUAAAUAUAACCACAUGUAUGUUAUUAUAUAAAAAGGCAUAUAAUAUGUAUAUUUUUGUAUAUAUAAAAAAUAAUGAUUGAAAAAUAAUGAAAGGGAUUAUUUUUUUAAAUAAAAAAUAGUUUUUGAGAAAAUACAAAGAAAAAGCUAAACUGUAUAAUGUGAUCGCAAUUUUACUUUAUACAAAGAAAAAUAAUGUGAUAGUGUAAUUUUACUAAUUAUUUUUCAAUCAUUCUUAUUUUUUUUAUAUACGUAGAGAUUAUGUAAUCUUUAGACUAAAUUUUUUCGUUUUUAAUUGUAUGUGCUGUAUGUUAACGCUAAAAAAUUUGGAAGAAUCCGAAAUAUAUAUACAUACGUAUAUAAAUUAUAUUUAUAUAUGUAAAGACACAAUAAAUAAAAUUAUGAACAGAAUUCUAUUCUGAGAUCUGAUGACAAAUUAUAUAGAGUCAAGAUAUAUGUUAUUAUCGCGUGAGAGACUGUGCAAUUUACAUAUAAUUCCGGGUAUUUUCCUAGUAUCAAUUGCGUGACGUAAAACCCAUGCAGCAAUCGGUAAAACUGACUCGUCACUUCUGGACUCGUCAUAGAUGAAGUUACAUGAAUCAGUUGACCCGAUCACCGUGUUUCACGCGGUAUAAGCGUCGAUCGAUGUCGUAAUUAUUUUUGUCUUUUUUCCUCUCGCGUUAUUAUCGGGAUUGUUAUUCCGGAUUAUUACACAUCGGGAUCGCUACCCGGCACACUCGCGGAAUGCAAAAUAGCGCGCGUUGCGUCGAUACCGAGAUGAGAUCUCAGUCGAGAUGCGCAACGCUUUCCGGAAAUAGGAGAUGCGCGCGACUAUACGAAUAGAACAGUAAUCGUGUAAUCAGACGUGACAGGCGUGUGCCGUUUGGCGCGAUAUUCGUCACCGAACGGACUUUUCCCUAAUCUUAAUGGACGAGAAGUUCCGUUCGCACAGAAAGAAUGUUCUCUUACAGAACUUACCUUCAAAAUCAUGACAGUCGCGAGGCAACGUAGACUUCGAAGAGUUUUACUGUAAACUUUCAGUAAACUUUUACCAAACUAUUCUAUAAUGUAAAAUUGCUUGGUUAAAUUUUACUCGAAAUUGUAGCAAAACUCUCCAAAGUCCAUCUCGUCUCUGUCGCGUGAGAAAAAAAAAAAUGCGAGGAUAAGAAUUCUGAAGGAGAAAAUUCUCUCUCUCCCCCGUAGAAGUCGCCGUAACGAAGUGCACGUCGUCGGCGUGCGCCCGUCUUAUCCACGGCAAUGAAGUCGGCAAGGCACAUCUCGGAUGGAGGAAUCGAUACGACGAUCGAUGUGCUGCCCGGCAUAGGAUAUCGAAGGACAGCGGCGAUACCGCGCCUUACCAAAAUGGUAGGGGGGUACACGGGCCGGAGAUCCGGAGGAUGGUAUAAGAGAAGAAGGGAUACGAAACCAGCGCCAGUUAUAUUGACUUUCUUUUAAGCGACACGCGCGUUACACACGUACACUCUCCGCGGGAGGAUACACGUUAAAUUUCCAUGAUGAGGCCACCGCUAGAAAUGCUACUAGUUAUAGUAGCAUUAGCUACGCAUGCACGUGGACUCCCCUAUGGAGAAGUGCCACCUCAAUUACAGACACAAGACAAGCUUGCUUGGUAUGGUGAUGAUCGUGUUUCCCAAGUUCAAAACAACGUCUAUCCUACCUACAAAGAUAACAUCGUCCCGGAACAAAUUAGCCAAGUACAAUUUAAUUGGGACCAAUCGCAGCAAAACACGUUUAAAGGAUACGAAACGCACGCUCCGCCAGAAGUACAGAAGCAACUCAAUCUCGAUUAUGCAUACCAACCUGAUCAAACGUUGCAAGCUUAUCCUAGCGUCGCCGUGGACGGCUUCACCAUCAGCUGCAGCGGUAAAAAUAAAGUCUGCGUAGCCAAAAGUUUGUGCGUCGACGGGUACGUGCAUCCUCUGAAGCAAGGCUUUAUUCGGCCAGGACAGGUGCAGGAAUGCAAGCUUAGCCACGAGGUCUGCUGUACCGUGCGAUACGAUUUGGAUAAUUCGCCGUAUAACGAUCAGAUUAACGUGCUGAGGGAUAAUCAGUAUCCAGAACCUACUUUGGAAAAUGACGAAAAAUACUAUCCGUAUGGGGAAAAUAAUCAGGCGGACGUGACGGUGUUGAGGCCUCCGUUAGAAAACAAUGUCGUGCAAUCCCCAUCGAAUAGUGGAUACGAGAUCGAACCUAUUAAUCGGCCUAACGAUAUAAAACCGGUCGAAGAAGUGCCGCCGAUUGAUUAUAAUCAGAUACCUUCUGAUACGAAUCAACGGGAGCAAUACCAAACAAGCGGUACUAGUGCUAGCGAGCCAAUUUUCCCGUCAAAAUCGCACCCUGGGAAUCCUAAUCCCGCGGUCUUUCAAUUCACGGUUCACAUGGGAUGCGCGGCCGCGCUGCUCUGCGUGGAAGAACAGUAUUGUACGUCAGAGGGAAUGAUUAGUCCGCAACCAGUUGCGCUUACCAGCAAUCAGCUCCUACAACGUGUUCCAUUAAGCAGCUGCAGAAUCUCGAAGACUGGGGCGGCCGGUAAGUGUUGUCGCGACCCGAACUACGUGGACCCGUGGCCAGCGGGCAAUCUACCAGCCAACUACUCCGGCGGCUUCGACGAACAGGGUUUCCCCACGUUCUUGAACAUCGCGAAGGUGCGACCGCCGAAGAAGCCGGUCACGCAGCCACCUAUCAAGACGAUCCCCAGGCCGUCCGUCACACCACCGCCGGUUUACGAGCACGUGCAGCCGACGAACGUCGUGCCCCUGGUGCCCGAUGAUUCUGACGUUAUCCCGCAACGCGUAUUACCAAUCUCGACUCAGGUUCCGAUAACGCCCCCGGUCAGCACUCCCGUGCCGUUUAUCAAGGACGACCCGGAUUUCAUCCCGGAAUUGCAAUUGCCUAACAAUCCAUGUGGAGUGAGGAAUUAUGGACAACGCCCGAGCGGCUUUAGAGAAACCGACGCUGCAUUUGGAGAAAUUCCAUGGCAAGCUAUGGUCUUGUGGUCGGAGGAACGUAAAAUUUUGUGUUCCGGCGCAUUGAUAUCACCAAACAUCGUUCUGACAGCAGCCAGCUGUGUAAAUAGAUUUCCAGCGAGUGAACUGUCCGUAAAACUUGGGGAAUGGAAACUGGGCUACGAACUUGAACAGGAGGAGCCGUUGCCCUUCCAAAUUAUCAAUGUACAAGCUAUCAAGUAUCAUCCUGGAUACGUGGAGGGAUUAACUAAUAACAAUAGCGCUAUGCUCAUCUUGGAACAUCCCGCAAGAUUUAAUUUGCACAUCAAUACGCUUUGUCUUCCCGACAACUAUCAAAUACCAAAAACCUCGCAAUGCAUCGUGACGGGAUGGGGCAAGUCGAUAUUGCAAGCUCAUUAUGCUGGCGCCAUCAUGCACAUGGUCGACGUGGAUCUUUUGACUCAUGACAUCUGUCAAAAUCGUGUUUUGGGUGCGGAGUCCCAAAUCAAUGUCGCGCAUAAUAUAAUCUGCGGCAAAGCACACGAAGAAAACAACAUGUGUCAAGCCGACAUUGGUGCGCCGUUGGCUUGUUACGACGGUAACGGAGCCUACCACAUCGCCGGAAUUUACAGUCAGGAUACCGGAUGCUUGCCUACAAAUCAGGUGGCAACAUUCGCACCCAUCGACAUCGCCUGGGUGAAAGAAACUAUGUACCCAGCCGAACCUAAGAUAGACGCUAGUGAUGACGGCUAUGAUUAUCGAAAGAGUAACUUACCAGCAGGUAACGAGUAUUUGCCACCAGUGUAAAGAUGAAGAAGGUGCAACGGUAUACAUUCACAUUGUUGUAUAGCGUAUUUUUUUUAAUACUCACGAAUAGUAAAACGGAGAAAGCGCGCCAGGCGCGCUCGCAUAAUAAUCGAUUUAGCGAUAAUGCUGCAGAGAAUAAAUUAGUAGCGUUUAAUCGAUUUCAUGCUAAGUCGCGAGAAAGAAUCGGAGAGCAAUUGUCGCGUAACGAUUGCGCAUUGCAAAUAAUCGUUGCCGAUAUUGAAAUAAUUUACGCUCCACUUUCAAGUAUCAUUAUGUUUCAAAUUUUUUUAAUAUAGAAAAAUGAUUUUAUAAUUUCAAGCAGAAAAUUUACAAAAUCUGAGGGAAUUUCAGAUAUUUUUUUAGAAAUCUUUAUAGAUUAAAAUUUAUAAAUAAAGUUCUUUUAUUAUUUAUAAAUAAAAAAUUAUGAAACAAUUAUAAGAUGUUAUGAGAAUUGUUUUCAACAGAAAACAAUUAAAAAACAAAAUGUGAAUUUCUAAAUUUUAUAGGCGCAAAUAUAUUUAUGUGCCCGGUGUAAUACAAAAAUAAUAUAAAUAUGUCUGUACAUAACGAAGAACAUUGUAUAAACGAAUAAACGAUGUAUGCUUCUGCGAGGUAAUUAAGCUACCGGGGAAUCGAAAAAUUAUAUAUUACGUUUAAUAAAUAUUUGUUAGAGAAUA
Monomorium pharaonis (pharaoh ant) is the source of this 5731-nucleotide messenger RNA. RefSeq lists its product as uncharacterized. Gene Ontology annotation, molecular function: serine-type endopeptidase activity. Bases 2796 to 5054 code for a protein of 752 amino acids. Gene Ontology annotation, biological process: proteolysis. The record is from RefSeq and is a predicted model, not a curated record. The transcript has 12 exons. NCBI's taxonomy places the organism in Eukaryota, Metazoa, Arthropoda, Insecta, Hymenoptera, Formicidae.